AUGACUGCAUCCACUGUGUCCUGCAGCAGCUGGGUCUGCCUGCCUGGGUCCUGUUACUCUGGCUCUGAUUCCUGGCAGGUGGACGACUGCCCAGAGAGCUGCUGCAAGCCCCCCUGCUGCACCUCCAGUUACUGUGCCCCAGCGCCCUGCUUGAGUCUGGUCUGCACCCCAGUGAACUGUGCAUCCAGCCCCUGCCAGUCAGUCUGCACCAGCUCCUGCACACCCUUGUGCUGCCAGCAGUCUAGCUGCCAGCCGGCUUGCUGUCCCUCCUCCCCCUGCCUGCAGGCUUGCUGUGUGCCUAUCUGCUGCAAGCCUGUGUGCUGCGAGCUGGUCUGCUUCAAACCUGUGUGCUCUGAAGUUUCUUCAUGCUGCCAGCAGUCUAGCUGCCAACCCUCUUGCUGCACCUCCUCCCCCUGUCAGCAGCCCUACUGUGUGCCCGUCUGCUGCAAGCCCAUCUGCUGUGUGCCCACCUGCUCUGGGGCUUCUUCGUGCUGCCAGCAGUCUAGCUGCCACUGCUGCGCCCCAGCCCCCUGCCUGAAGCUGGUCUGCACCCCAGUGAGUUGUGUGUCCAGUCCCUGCCAGUCAGGCUGCACCAGCUCCUGCACUCCCUCGCGCUGCCAGCAACCUAGCUGCCAGCCAGCUUGCUGUGUCCCUGCCUGCUGCAGGCUCAUCUGCUGCAAGUCUGUCUGUUGUAGGCCCAUCUGCUCUGGGGCAUCCUCUUCCUGCUGCCAGCAGUCUAGCUGCCAGCCGGCUUGCUGCCCCUCCUCCCCCUGCCAGCAGGCCUGCUAUGUGCCUGUCUGUUGCAAGCCCAUCUACUGCAAGCCUGUCUGCUGUGUGCCCACCUGCUCUGGGGCUUCCUCUUCCUGCUGCCAGCAGUCUGGCUGCCAACUGGUUUGCUGCCCCUCCUCCUGCUGCAGACCCUCCUCCUGUGUGUCUCUCCUCUGCCGCCCCAUGUACAGGCCCGCCUGCUGCGUGCCUGUCCCCUCCUGCUGUGCCCCUGCCACCUCCUGCCAGCCCAGCUGCUGCCGCCCAGCCUCCUGUGUGUCCCUCUUCUGUCGCCCCUCAUGCUCCUGA
Carlito syrichta (Philippine tarsier) is the source of this 1074-nucleotide messenger RNA. Its product is annotated as keratin-associated protein 10-12-like. Gene Ontology annotation, cellular component: keratin filament. NCBI's taxonomy places the organism in Eukaryota, Metazoa, Chordata, Mammalia, Primates, Tarsiidae. The transcript is spliced from 2 exons. The record is from RefSeq and is a predicted model, not a curated record. The coding region runs from base 1 to 1074 and encodes 357 amino acids.